Messenger RNA from Panonychus citri (citrus red mite), 2510 nucleotides. RefSeq names its product UDP-xylose and UDP-N-acetylglucosamine transporter-like. NCBI's taxonomy places the organism in Eukaryota, Metazoa, Arthropoda, Arachnida, Trombidiformes, Tetranychidae. Gene Ontology annotation, molecular function: UDP-N-acetylglucosamine transmembrane transporter activity; UDP-xylose transmembrane transporter activity. Gene Ontology annotation, cellular component: Golgi membrane; endoplasmic reticulum membrane. Gene Ontology annotation, biological process: transmembrane transport. The transcript has 7 exons. Bases 1233 to 2237 code for a protein of 334 amino acids. The record is from RefSeq and is a predicted model, not a curated record.
CUGAUUGAAGAGCAACAACAAACCGAGUGAGUUUUUUUUCUCUCUCUCAGUUUCUCUCUAAUUGUUGAUGUUCCAUGUUUUCUUGAUUAUUCUCAAACUCUUCUAUUAAUAGACUAUCAUGUUGUAAUUAUUGUGUUAACAUUGAAUUCAAGAACAUAAACUUGAUUCCCUCCUUCUAAUCAUCUUUUUCAAUUAGUCUCUUCAAUUUUUCUAUUCUCUGUUGAACUUUUCAUUUGUUCUUCCGCUUAAAGAAACCUGAUUGUAUUGGAGUAAUUAUUUCAACCUAAAUCAAGAGUGUUUAUCGUUGAACACCAAUCACGUCAACGAGCAAAACCUUAUACCGAAUGAAAAAUAAUCCACUUUGAGUUUUGUUUUGAUUCCAUAGACAAAAAGAGUAACAUUCAAAUCCUGAGGAAAUUGUUCGUUUCUCUUUCAUUUGAUUUCUCAAUUAGUGUCGUUUAAUUGUGGUUCUUACCUGGGCACAAUUGUUUAUCAUUAUUGAGAAUCAGUUGUUAAUCUUUUGAACAACAAGCGAAAACCGGUCUCCAUUUUUUUCUUAUUAAUAGCAACACUGAUUCUCAGUUUCAAUUGGAAAAGUUGACCUGUUUCUCUUGGUGUGAAGAAAGAGAAAGUUGUUGAAGAGAAUAACAAUUUUUUCUCUUCUUUUUCAUCUUCAAUCAUCAACAAUUUGAUUCGUUUGAAACUGCUUAAUGUAUCACUGAUAUUCAGGAAGUAAUUCAAAUCAGUUUGACACUUAAUUCAAUCAUUUGGUUGUCCCAAUAAUCCAAAGUAUCAUCAUCUUCAAAUCCCUUUUGUUUUUCUUUAUCCAUUGGAUUUUCCUUUUGAGUGUAUUCAUCAUGUUUCCAUUGGAUUAAUUUGGAUAAUUACAUAAUUUCUUAAUGAUGUUACUACUAAUUACAUGUGAUCAGUGGUCGACACUUUGAAAAUCAUCUGACUCACUUACGGUUUAACUAUCAACCCUUAAAUCAACAAAAUUAUCAAUAUGAUUUCUAUCAAAGUUUAAUCUCAUUUUCUACCUUCUCAUCAUCAUCUCAAUUGAUUUUUGCAAUUAAAGAUGAAAAAGAUUAACAUAAUCUAGUGAAAAAUCAAAAAGUAAAUUGUGAUUGUAACUACAUUCUAAUAACAAUUGAUCACUCCAAAAAAAAACGUCCACAAACAAUUAACCAACAACAACAAUCAACGAAAUCGUCAAUCAAACAUCAACUGUAAAAAUGUUCAGAACUGUAGCAAUCAUUGCAAAAGUGUUUAUUGCCUGUUGUACCAAUGUUUUCCUCCUUGAGGCCAUAUCAAGAGAAUCUCCUGGUUCAGCUAAUCUAAUUACUUUUUCACAAUUUGCUCUGGUCGCUUUUCAAGGAUUAUUAGUCAAUCACUUUAAAGGAAAACCAAGAAUGAUACCAUUAACUGAAUACGCUAAAAUGGUGAUAUUAUUUUUCUUCGUCAGUACUGGAAACAAUUUCGCUCUCAAUUAUAACAUCUCAGUACCUCUCCAUGUAAUAUUUAAAUCGGGAUCUCUGUUUGCUAAUCUUAUUCUUGGAAUUAUAUUGCUCAGAAGAAGAUAUUCUUCAACUAAAUACUUGUCAGUGUUUCUCAUCACAAUAGGAAUUAUUUUAUGUACAAUAUCUUCAUAUAAUGAACCUUUACAUGGAAGUAAAAAGGAAUCGGAAGAUUUUCUAUUCACUUGGCUCAUUGGAAUAUCAAUCAUGACUGUCUCAUUGUUCACUUCAGCUUUCAUGGGAAUUUAUCAGGAAAAAUUAUAUUCUAAAUAUGGAAAACAUCCUCAGGAAGCUCUUUUCUAUUGUCAUCUUUUACCUCUUCCUGGUUUCCUUUUACUUUGGUCUGACCUGUCAAAGCAAAUUGUUGCUUUUAAUCAAUCACCAUUGGUGUCACUUGAUUAUUUACCAUUUUGUGGUCACAUUUAUGUUCCCAAAUUGUGGAUCUAUUUAUUUCUCAAUGCGUUGACCCAAUACAUUUGUGUCUCUUCAGUUUUUUCAUUGACCUCGGAACACACCUCACUUACGGUCACUCUGGUUGUCACCCUGAGGAAAUUUUUCUCUCUCCUUCUCUCUGUUGUAUAUUUUAAAAAUUUGUUCACUUUCUACCAUUGGGUUGGAGCGUUUUUGGUUUUCUUUGGUACUCUUAUGUUCAUGGACAUUCACAGGACUGUUUACAACUAUCUCACUGGUCAGAGACAAUCAACCAAGGCCAAAAGAUCAUAAUUUAUUUUUAACACCAAUUGUGAGUGAUUAAUAACCAGGGGAGGAUUUUUGUUGACUUUCUAUCAGCAAAUGUAAAAAUGGAUUAGUUUUUACUUUUGGUUGUUAUUGUUUACCAAAAGUAAUUUUCUUUCAUGACACAAAUUGUAUUUUCUGAUGAUACUUAUGACGAUUAUUUUUGAUAUACAAUUAGGAUCGUCAUUAAACAAUAUUUAAUAUUAUAUAUUGUAAGUUACAAUAAAAUAAUAAAUAAUAAAAAAAGAUUCAAACAUCAAA